AGCCGCGCAUCGCCGGGGCCGCGGAGGCGCGCAGCCGUCCAGCUUCCGGAAGUGCGCCGGCACUGGCGGCGAGAGCCGAGCAUUGGCUCUCGUUCUUCAACAUCCUAGAAGGCACAGUUCUCUCCAGAGACUGCUCCAUCCUGGAAGCCUCUCACCUAAAAGGUCCUGUGAAGCCAGACAAUGCCUGUUGACUUGGGGCAGGCCCUGGGCCUGCUUCCUUUUCUGGCCAAGGCUGAGGAUGCCACAUUCUCUGGAUCAGAUGCUACCCAGCAAAGAGAGCUUGCCAACCCUGAGACUGCUCGCCAGCUUUUCAGGCAGUUUCGUUACCAGGUGAUGUCUGGGCCCCAGGAGACCCUGAGACAACUCCGGAAGCUCUGUUUCCAGUGGCUGCGACCAGAGGUUCACACCAAAGAGCAGAUCCUAGAGAUCCUCAUGCUGGAGCAGUUUCUGACCAUCCUCCCCGGGGAGAUUCAGAUGUGGGUGAGGAAACAGUGUCCGGGCAGUGGAGAAGAGGCAGUGACCCUCGUGGAAAGCUUGAAGGGAGAGCCCCAGAAACUGUGGCAGUGGAUCAGCAUCCAAGUUCUAGGACAAGAGAUUCCAUUCGAGAAGGAGAAUCCAACACACUGCCAUGGGGACAAGGUGGAGCCCGCACUGGAGGUGGAGCCCGCAGUGGAGGUGGAGCCUCAGGACCUGCCCGUUGGGAAUCCAUCCUCAGCACCUGGGGAGCUACUGAGCCGUGGUGUGAAAGAGGAAUCAGACAUGGAGCCAGAAUUAGCUCUGGAUGCUUCCCAGCUUCCUGCCAGACCUGAAGAGAGGCCUGUUAGAGACCAAGAGGUGGGAACAGCACUCCACCCAGCGCUACAGGAGGAGCAGUGGAGACACCUGGAUUCUACUCAGAAGGAACAGUACUGGGAUCUCAUGCUGGAGACUUACGGGAAAAUGGUCUCAGGAGUAGCAGGAAUUUCCAGCUCCAAACCUGACCUGACUAACUUAGCAGAAUAUGGGGAAGAGCUGGUGGGACUGCACCUUCACGGCUCUGAGAAGAUGGCAAGAGCCCCCUGCAAAGAAGACAGACAAGAAAAUGACAAAGAGAACCUAAACUUGGAAAAUCACAGGGACCAGGGAUGUUUGGAUGUUUUUUGUCAGGCAUCAAGUGAGGCUCCACCACAGGCUGCCUUGAGUGAUUUCUUUGGCGAGAGUGAGCAACAUCGUUUUGGAGGAGAGAAUGUCCCAGAGGCUCUGGAAAGCCUUCAGGGUGAGGGAACUGGGGCACAGCUCUUUCCUCAUGGAAGGGGCUCUGGGAAACAGCUAGGUCAGCACAUACAGAGCUCUUCUUCGGAAGAGCUGUCUGCCUUGUGGCUGGAGGAGAAGAGAGAGGCCUCUCAGAAGGGACAGGCCAGAGCCCCCAUGGCCCAGAAACUGCCUACCUGCAGAGAGUGUGGGAAAACCUUCUAUAGGAAUUCACAGCUUGUUUUUCACCAAAGGACUCAUACCGGAGAGACAUACUUUCAUUGCCGCAUUUGCAAAAAAGCCUUUCUCCGAAGCUCAGACUUUGUGAAACAUCAGAGGACUCACACAGGAGAGAAGCCCUGUAAAUGUGAUUACUGUGGGAAAGGCUUUAGUGACUUCUCAGGCUUGCGCCACCAUGAGAAAAUCCACACAGGGGAGAAACCCUAUAAAUGCCCCAUCUGUGAGAAAAGCUUUAUUCAGAGGUCAAACUUCAACAGACAUCAAAGGGUUCAUACAGGCGAGAAACCUUAUAAAUGUACCCACUGCGGCAAGCAGUUCAGCUGGAGCUCCAGCCUCGACAAGCAUCAGAGAUCGCACUUGGGGAAGAAACCCUGCCCAUAGCCACGCCCUCAGGCACUACAGUCCAUUGCUACCCUGCUCAGCUCUGCCUGGAAGAACUUUGACCAGAAACGCCCUCCUCUUCUCUGUGUUGGAGGGAGAGGAGCCAGGCACUGUUUUGAUGUGGAGGGGAUGUUGUUCUGAGUUGACUUUAGUUCUUCCUUUUGCACCAGGAAAAGAAAGCAGUUUUUGUUUGUUUCAGCUGGCCUCCUAUUGGACCCCCUGGGAAAGACAUGCCGUGUAGAUAAUGGCUUUAGUAUCUCUCCCAUGAGAGUCCGACUGACUUCUAGAGCAUGCUAUCACAGAAGGGGAGGGAGGGAACGGUCGCCUUCUGUGCAUGCUGUCUUUGUCAGACUGGUGACAGAGUUCCUGUCUGUCCUUUAUUUGAAAUAAACUGAGCUGAGCUGGUCGCUGUCUUCCUUGUA
Molecule: messenger RNA, 2273 nt
Organism: Apodemus sylvaticus (European woodmouse)
Lineage: Eukaryota; Metazoa; Chordata; Mammalia; Rodentia; Muridae
Gene: Znf18
Product: zinc finger protein 18
Exons: 7
Coding region: 181-1851 (556 amino acids)
Biological process (GO): regulation of transcription by RNA polymerase II
Molecular function (GO): RNA polymerase II cis-regulatory region sequence-specific DNA binding; DNA-binding transcription factor activity, RNA polymerase II-specific
Source: RefSeq, a predicted model, not a curated record